GGAGGCAGCGCCGCGUGGAGCGUCGGGGGAGCCCCGUUCUCUGCACGCAGGAACUGGUGCUCAUACGUGGUGACCCGCACCGUGUCGUGCCAUGUGCAGAAUGGCACCUACCUUCAGCGAGUGCUGCAGAAUUGCCCCUGGCCUAUGAGCUGCCCUGGGAACAGCUACAGGACCGUGGUGAGACCCACAUACAAGGUGAUGUACAAGACGGUGACGGCCCGCGAGUGGAGGUGCUGCCCCGGGUACUCGGGGGCAAGCUGCGAGGAAGUUUCAGGCUCCUCUGGCUUCGUGGAGCCCGGGUGGCCGGGCAGUGCCAUGCGGCGGAUGGCACUUCAGCCCACAGCCUUCUCAGGUUGUCUCAACUGCAGCAAAGUGUCGGAGCUGACGGAGCGGCUGAAGGUGCUGGAGGCCAAGGUGGCGGUGCUGACAGCCACCGAGCGGGCAGUGCCCCCAACCCCAGCUGCCCCCGAGGACCCCGCCCCGCUCUGGGGCUCCCCAGCUGCCCAGGGCAGCCCUGGGGAUGGAGGCUUCCGAGGGCUCCCGGGAGCCAGAGAAAAUGCGAGGGCCCCGCUGCUCCCUGGAGAUGAUCGAGCUGGUGCCCGGGGGCUUCCUGGGCCCACUGGCCCGAAGGGAGAUCCUGGCAGCCGGGGCCCAACGGGCAUGAGAGGCCCGCCAGGUCUGCAGGGCCCCCCAGGGAGCCCUGGCCAGGCUGGAGCUGUGGGCACCCCUGGAGAGAGGGGACCUCCAGGCCCCCCGGGGCCUCCAGGGCCUCCUGGCCCCCCAGCCCCUGUUGGACCACCCUACGCCCGGAUCUCCCAACAUGGGGACCCAUUCCUGUCCAACACCUUCACUGAGACCAGCAGCCACUGGCCCCAGGGACCGGCCGGCCCCCCAGGGCCCAUGGGUCCUCCUGGACCUCCUGGUCCCAUGGGCAUCCCUGGGAGUCCUGGACACAUGGGACCUCCAGGCCCCUCUGGACCCAAAGGAAUCUCUGGCCACCCAGGAGAGAAGGGCGAGAGAGGACUGCGUGGGGAGCCCGGCCCUCAAGGCUCCAUGGGGCAGCGGGGGGAACCUGGCCCCAAAGGAGACCCUGGUGACAAGAGCCACUGGGCUCCUAGCUUACAGAGCUUCCUGCAGCAGCAGGCUCAGCUGGAGCUCCUGGCCAGACGGGUCACCCUGCUGGAAGCCAUCAUCUGGCCAGAACCAGAGGGGUCGGGGGCAGGCCCUGCCGGCACAGGCACCCCCAGCCUCCUGCGGGGCAAGAGGGGAGGAUACGCAGCCAACUACCGGAUCGUGGCCCCCAGGAGCCGAAACGAGAGAGACUGAGGGUGGUGGCGGCCCCUCCAGUAUGGCCGGACCAGGCUUCCCUGCCCAGCCUGGAUGUGGCCCGCUGCCUCCAGGGUCCGUGCGUCCAUAUUUAUUAAUAUCCUCAGGGUCCCUUCUGCCACCUAGGCCUUUGG
Vicugna pacos (alpaca) is the source of this 1460-nucleotide messenger RNA. RefSeq names its product EMI domain containing 1 (gene EMID1). NCBI's taxonomy places the organism in Eukaryota, Metazoa, Chordata, Mammalia, Artiodactyla, Camelidae. Gene Ontology annotation, molecular function: protein binding. The record is from RefSeq and is a predicted model, not a curated record.